This is a messenger RNA of Phodopus roborovskii (desert hamster), 3234 nucleotides long. It is a transcript of the gene Spsb1, whose product is annotated as splA/ryanodine receptor domain and SOCS box containing 1. Gene Ontology annotation, biological process: proteasome-mediated ubiquitin-dependent protein catabolic process. The transcript has 3 exons. The record is from RefSeq and is a predicted model, not a curated record. Gene Ontology annotation, molecular function: protein binding. Gene Ontology annotation, cellular component: SCF ubiquitin ligase complex. NCBI's taxonomy places the organism in Eukaryota, Metazoa, Chordata, Mammalia, Rodentia, Cricetidae. The coding region runs from base 364 to 1185 and encodes 273 amino acids.
CCAGAGCGGUCGGUUGGUUUUUCUUCUCAGCGCACGAGUCGCGCUCGAGCGGCCCGCGCGGUUGCUUGCUGCAGGAACCAGCUCCAGGCGCUGGCGCCGGGGCCGCGGGAAGGAAGCGACUUCGCUCUGCAGCCGCGGGCGCGGUCCGGGGCACCGCGAGCCUCCAGGCUGCGGCCUCUCUGCCCGGUAGGCGGCGCGGGCCACCGAAGACCCAGCAAUACCGAAUGCUUCACAACCUCCGGAGAUCACCUAGCAACCUUCCUUAGGAAUUCUGUCUGGUCCUGAUUAGAAAUCUGGAGUGAAGGCCCCAAGAUUGAUGAGUUUGCCUUGGGAGUCAGAGAAAAGGUGAAACCAAAGGUCAUCAUGGGUCAGAAGGUCACGGGAGGGAUCAAGACUGUGGACAUGCGGGACCCCACAUACCGACCUCUGAAGCAGGAGCUCCAGGGUCUGGAUUAUUGCAAGCCCACCCGGCUGGACCUGCUGCUCGACAUGCCCCCCGUGUCCUAUGAUGUCCAGCUGCUCCACUCCUGGAACAAUAAUGACCGCUCGCUCAAUGUCUUCGUGAAGGAAGAUGACAAGUUGAUCUUUCACCGGCAUCCGGUGGCCCAGAGCACAGAUGCUAUCAGGGGCAAAAUCGGGUACACACGUGGACUGCACGUGUGGCAGAUCACAUGGGCCAUGAGGCAACGAGGCACACAUGCUGUGGUAGGCGUGGCCACGGCAGAUGCCCCUCUGCACUCUGUUGGCUACACAACCCUUGUAGGAAAUAACCAUGAGUCCUGGGGCUGGGACUUGGGGCGUAACCGUCUCUACCAUGAUGGCAAGAACCAGCCAAGUAAAACGUACCCAGCCUUUCUGGAACCAGACGAGACAUUCAUUGUCCCUGACUCCUUUCUUGUGGCCCUGGACAUGGAUGAUGGGACCCUGAGUUUCAUUGUGGAUGGACAGUACAUGGGAGUGGCUUUUCGGGGACUCAAGGGUAAAAAACUGUAUCCUGUUGUGAGCGCCGUCUGGGGCCACUGUGAGAUCCGCAUGCGCUACUUGAACGGUCUUGAUCCUGAGCCCCUGCCGCUCAUGGACCUGUGCCGGCGUUCGGUGCGCCUAGCUCUAGGAAAGGAGCGCCUGGGCGCGAUCCCCGCUCUGCCGUUACCUGCCUCCCUCAAGGCCUACCUCCUCUACCAGUGACCCACAUCCCAGGACCGCCACAUGACAGCCACCUGGUGCCAACUCGCCGAGCCGUCAGGGUCCACCAACCCCUGCGCCUGGGAUGGAUACCUACCCUCAGCCACGGGCAGACGUAUCUUCAUCCUGCCAGCUGCCUCUGCUAGGUGGACCAAUGCCAAUGGACUUCUCUCCUCCCUUCCCAACACUGGCUGAAGCAGCAGUAUCCAGGCCCUUCCCAGAACCAGAUGCAGAGAAUAAACUUCUAAGAAAGCCUCUGUUGGGCCCUUGUCUGCUCUCACAUGGAGUGAGCUGCUCCCCACCCUGUGGAGAGUCUGCAGCCACCUGGGGGGUCCUGGGAAGUGAGAUUAGUGGGAGAUGCCAGGGCUCCAGGGCAGAUUGCGAAAGCAGGAAUGGCCAGGACAAGGCCACACAGAUGAAGCUCAGGAUGUCACAAGCCAUGGACACUGAGACAGAGCCCCAGGUUGGACCUCUCUCGGGCCAGUGAGUGCCUGGCUUCAGUGCCCUCUGUCGGUGCUCCGUGCCCUGUAUUUAUUCUGUAAACAGUAACAGCGGCCACUUAUUUAUUCCGUUUAGAAAGGAAAGCCCCCUUGCUGUGUUCUGUUGCCCCCUACCACCUGCCACCUCCCUGGAAUGUGUGUGCCACACCUGUCCCCUUUCCUGAGACAUGCCUGCGGCAUAUGAACUGUCGUGCACCCACACAAGCGUGACAUUGUGUAGAUCCCUUGACUCAGUUUCCACAGGGUUCUGCAUCAACACCAGAGCAGGCCCCAAGGAGAAUUAGGACUGUGCGAGUCCAUAUCCCCAGGUGCUGCUCACCUCGGGCAUGCAUACAUCAUUACACAAGUUUCAGUCUCUUGUCUUCCAUGAGCUUGGAAUUUCACAACCGAUUUUUCUGGUGUUUUCUGUUGGCAUCCUCAGAGCUCUGGGCCUCUAGGGGGGAGGGGUAGUGAGGUUUCCAGCCCCUGGGAACGCUAUAGGCAAAGCAAGAUGAGGGAAACCGCGAGCAGGGCGGGGCAUCAUGGAAGCCAGUGCCUCUCAGGCUCAGGAGCCGCGUGGAGCAGCAUCCAUCAUGACCCCCAUACGCCCUCAGGCCUCAGGAGUGGAGUGUAGGCCGUAGCAGGCGAUGAAUGCCUGUCCCAGGCAGCACCCAGGAGCAUUCCCGCACCUGAUCCUCCUCUCUCGUCCUUUUCUUUUACUUUGAAAUCAACUCCCUAACUUGGGAGAGUAGCCCAGUUGGUAGAGUGCUUGCCUAGCACGCAGGAAGCUCAGGUUCCAUCCCCUGUACCAAGGAAAAUCAGGCAUGGUGAAACACCCGUGAUCCCAGAACUCAGGAGGUGGAGGCAGGAGGACCAGGAAUGCAGCUACAUCCUGAGUCUGUGGCCACCCAUUGCUAUGUGAAACCCUGUCCUUAAAGAGAGAGGAAGGAAGGAGAGAGAGAGAGAGAGAGAAUAAGAGAGAGAAGAAAGGAAAGAAACCAACUCCCAUCGAGUCUGAGAUCUGCUCAUUUCUGCACAGGUACAAUAGAUGACUUUAUGUUGAAAAUGUUUAAUAUAUUUACAUAUAUAUAUUUGUAAGCAUUGUUUUAAGCAGCUGCUGUAGGGUACCUUUUUUUUUUUUUUUUCUUUAGUCUUCUGGUGAAAUAUAAAUUCUAAAGCACAAAAUUGGUGCCAAGACUAGAUAAAGAAUGUAAAUUAUUCUCUUCAUAUUUUGAAGUUUUGGGGGGUUUUUGCUUGUUUUUUUUGUUUUGUUUUUCCUUUUGGGGCCUUGUCAGAUUGUAAAAUUUUACUUGUUCCCAUUUUGGAGUAGAUCAUAUUCAACUGUACAGCUCCCUGCUCUUCAUCUUGAUCCAGCUGUACCCCCAUGGAUGCUGGUGAAUUUACAGCUCUCCUGAACCCCAUAUUCCAUCACCCGCGGGACUCGCCGCCCCUCCCUGCUGUCCCGGCAGCAUAAAGCCUUAUGGCAUGUAUAGUUUUGAAAGCCCCGUUCUGUUCUAUUUUAUGAUGAUUCAUAACAGUAACCUAAUAAAGGAAAGUUUGUUAAAAUAUGAAA